Limulus polyphemus (Atlantic horseshoe crab) is the source of this 307-nucleotide messenger RNA. RefSeq names its product dynein beta chain, ciliary-like. Gene Ontology annotation, molecular function: dynein light intermediate chain binding; minus-end-directed microtubule motor activity; dynein intermediate chain binding. The annotation marks the transcript as partial. Lineage: Eukaryota; Metazoa; Arthropoda; Merostomata; Xiphosura; Limulidae. Gene Ontology annotation, cellular component: dynein complex. The record is from RefSeq and is a predicted model, not a curated record. The transcript is spliced from 2 exons. Gene Ontology annotation, biological process: microtubule-based movement.
AUUUUGGAGAAACUUCCAGAUGAGUUUAACAUGGCUGAACUUUACAGCAAGGCAGAAGAUCGAACCCCAUACACUGUUGUUGCUCUUCAGGAAUGCGAGCGAAUGAAUUUUUUAACAAAAGAAAUCCGUAGAUCCUUGAAAGAACUCGACUUAGGAUUGAAAGGUGAACUGACUAUCACUACAGACAUGGAAGAGCUGGGUAACGGACUUUUUCUAGACCAAGUACCAGCAUCUUGGACCAAACGAGCUUAUCCAUCCAUGUAUCCCUUGGGUGUUUGGUAUGCUGACUUACUGUUACGUAUAAAAG